UUGAGGGGCGCACUAUUAAGCAUAUACGCCAGCCGUGAUCCACAAAGGAAGCCAAAUAUGUCCGCUCGAAAUGACGAGGAUACAAAACAGAUGGCGAUGGCGGCUGAUAAACUAGAGCCGAACGAUAUUCCAGACAGGAGUCUUAUAACUGUCCCAAAAUGUCGAAACAACUUCACAUGGGAAGAGAUUCAACGGUUUAUUGACGAAGCAAUAACGAAUCUCAUCAAAUUGGAAGAACUGAAUGACCUAACCUCACUUUACCGAAUAAACAAGCAUCUGAGUCGAACCUUCACAAGCUACCCCUAUCUGAGAGAAAACAUCGCCGAAUACUUAAACGAAAGACGGUUUCCCUCACUCGCAGUCAAGCUGAUCAAACGAUUAAACAACUUGGGUGUGUUCAGCAAUGACGGAACAUGGUUCUCUUCUUUUUACUUGUACAGCAUUGCGUGGAGCUACUCUGAUAUUUCCAACGACUUUACGACAGCUUUGGCGGUAGCUGGAAUAUCACAUUUACUCAAUCUGAAUAUUGGGCACCCACCGUAUUUGGAAAACCUCAACAGCAAGAAUGUGUAUUUUCUAAUAAAGGCUAGCCUUUCCCUUUUGCACAACAUUGUUAAAAUUCCUGGGAACCGUGACAUGGCUCAGUACACCGUUGGCAGGGAUGCAUUGUUAAAUAUACUAACUUUUCAACGAGAGCCGUCUCUGCGCUGUCUCGCAUCACUUUGUUUGGCACACACUUUAGACGAAGUUGACGUGCCUAUGGCACUGAACCAAGCUCCAAAUCUGAUUCAUCAGCUUCUCAGUUAUAUGUAUUCAGCAAGCCACUCUGCCAGACGAAAAUACCACGGAUACACGGUUGCUGAAUUUAUGACAGCCGUAAGUGCUUUUGCUGUGAAUGAAAAUACGCACCGUACACUACUGGCAACGGAAAUGGAACGACCUCAACGAACAGGUAGACCACCUCUGCCAUCCAUGAAUUUCCUGAAGUUUCUCUUAAAAUUAACUGAUGUUUACAUGAGUGCACAGUUGAAUGAAGAAUCAGAAAGAGAAGCAAACGCGGCUAUUCGUGUGAUACACCAUCUAGUGUUCAGUCCAAAUUUGAAAGAAAAUGGAGCACUGAGCGAGCUUAUUAGCCGUAUGACUGAACUUUCACGGCUUUUUACAGUAGUGGGGAAUCCCAAUGAAGCGUUGUAUCGAACACUGGAAGUCUUUACAUGGCAACGAUCACAGCCCAUUGCAUCGAUGACAUUUGAGUCUUAUACACUCCCGAAGCCAACAGAAUGCGGCCCAAUAGUGAUGAGCUAUGCACCUAUAAAUGCACCUGCUGCUGGUUAUUUCAUAGAGCAACUUCGCGCUGCCAGUUUGCCUGUUUGGAAUCAUAACAGAACAAAUGUUAUCGAUAGUCAAAUCGCGCAAGAGAUGGGAAUGAGUGCAUUGGCUGCCUUUUCAGGCGAUCUCAAAGGCUGGCUGGAGUGCUUGGAUCAAGCUACCGUUAUGAUCGUUUGUUUGAGUGAUGCUUACCGGCUGAGUCCUGGAUGUCGAGUCGAACUACAGUAUUUUUUAUCGAUAAAUUCAGAGAAGUCACCCAAAGUUCUGAUCUACAUCUUAAUGCCACCGAAGUUUCAUCCAAAUGGAUGGACGGCGCGCCUACCAAACAUAUCCGAAGCACUGGAUUUCACACACAAGCGAACUUUUGUCACAACACUAAGACAUCUGGUUUCCCUUGCAGGAAGACCAUAUGCCAUUACUGUAGCAGACGAACCGCUUGACUCGCUUACUUACGACUCUAUGGAGGCAAACAAAGGAUUGAUGAGUAUGGAUGAUCUGAAUGGCCUAAAAUCUUCUUCCAUUUUCUUAACAUCCUCAGAUAGUGAACCAGCUAAGCAAAGUGCAAUAACACAAACCGCUGAACAAAUGAUAUCUAAAGGGAGUCCACGUCGGUCAGCUUCACCAGAAAUCGAGAUUCAACGGUCUUGUUCAUCUUCUCCAACGCCGCUUCUUUCAACAAGAUCUGAUAUACCAAGCCAUCAUUAUGGUGAUAUACAGGCAAUCUCUUCCGUUUUGAGUAGAGAUCAAGAUGAAGAAAUUCAAGCAGAACAUCCUAAUAGGCCUACCCCAGUACAGAUUCACUCACCUGUGGUCACACAGUUCAGUGCGCAGAACAUUGAGGCCACAGUGUUGGAUACAUCGAAAGUCGAAUUGUCAACACCAGCACAUGAUUUGAAAACAGGGGAGUACCAAGAGACACCGGAUGUUUCAGACCCCAUAGGCGAGCGAGAGCAUUACAAUGACAGCCAAGUAUCAAAUAUCAGUGAUCAGAAACCUUCAGUUAAAAUCCCGGAACACGACAAAAGUAUUGCUCAAAAGACAGAAAAUUCUGGUACAAAUGAACUAUACCGUAUUCAAGGCGAAGUACUGAGAACUGGGGCGCUUACUGCCUACUCACCAACACAAUCAUCUACAGGUUCACAGGAGGCAAUACUGAAAGAAAGUACCUCUGGACUAGAAGAUGAAAAUGCAGAGAAGAUACAAUCGGCGGCUAACGAAGGAACUUCAGCCGAUCCGAACGUAAGAACGCCAAAGGGCAACGAAAGUCCUAAAAACAAAUCGUGGGACGUCCACUCAAGUGUAAGCAUAUCACAACCAACCACUCAGCCAUCUGGUAAAAUUUUGACAGAUGAUGAGCUAAGAAUGGAUGUUGAAAGAAAACAGGAAGAGUUAAAGGAAACGAAAAUGCCAGAUGUAAAUGUUGGUGAAAAAGACCAUACAAGUCAUCUAGAGCACUCGUAUAUCUCACACCUGAGUGGCAUCCAAUCCCCACCGAUCAAUCAGUCAAUCAAGGCAAGCCAAACAGAUAAUGCAUUGAGAUCAGAUGUAACAGGCUGUCAGCCUAGCUCAAGAGAGGAAAAAACCAUAGACUUCAGAGAAGAGAAUGAUCAGCCAGAACACAAAGGCAUAGAACAAGAACAACUCGUAACCGGAACCAAGUCACAACUAACAUAUCGGUCAUCCGAACCAAGUUCAAAAGUCAGCGGAGUUGCAGGCGAACGGAAGGACUCACAUGCAAGCAAAGUUUCAGACGUAGGUGAAGACAAAAUUCGUCAAGUCUCGCCAUCACAAGCUUCUUCUUUGGAUGCAAUGAAAUCGUGGCCAUCCUAUCCACCAUCUAGAACGAAGAAAAUGGAAGAUGCCUUGGGGGUGCACGUUGAAAAUUCACAGGAAACAAAAUCAGUAAUGAAGUCAGAUGAUGUUCAGUUGAAGUGCUCGGUUGAAGCACCUGUCUCUAAAGUGGAUGAAGUCAAAUCUCAGCCAAAUAACCAGCAGCCCAGCGCAAGUUUGGCAGAAAAUAUUCUAAUGAGCACGAGAGAAAAACCCGAAGGAUUACAGGAGGAACAGGUUUCACACGCCAGUGCACUGAAAUUGCAACCGCCAUGGCCACAAUUUGACAAUGCUUUGGGCACAAAAACCGUUGAUUCACGUGACAACACACCACGGGGAAACAGGUCGCAGGUUGCUCAAGCUUGCAUCACGGAUACGAAUGUGAGUGAAAUAAAGUCCAAAAUAAUCUGCCAGUCGUCUGGAACCAGCAUAGCAGACAAUGCAUUGAGGCUGAAUGUCGCAGAAAACCAGAAAUCAUCAAAGGAUGACAAAAUUGUAAAUACUGAUUUCGAUGUACAAGACUUGCCCGAAGAGCCAAGCUCAAUUUCGCAACCUCAACUAUCUAAAACCAGCCAAUCGAUGGAUCCUAAUCUGCCGAAACAAACGAAACCGACGGGAUCAUCUAGAGCUGCCAUACAAUCGGAACUAAAUGAAACGAGUAAAGAAGCGCCUGAUGGAGCACUUGCACUGGAAACAGUGGCACUUACCAGUAUUUUAUCUAGACCGCUAAUCGAAGCAGGAUUAGCCGGUGAAGAUCAGAAGACUGAAAAACCGAAUGCAAUAUCACCGACAACGUUAGAAACAGGAAGUCACGUGGUUUUGUCUGCUAGAAGCUCAAAAACUCAAGGUUCGUUACCAUCAAAAAUGAGCGACUCAAAACCCAAAGUACCACCAGAUUCCAGUGUUCAAACACUUUCCAUAAUUGAGGAUAUCAAAACCACCGGGACGGGGGUUUCAAGCUUGGGCACACAAGUUCCGACGGAACAAUUAGGAUUACAUGCACUGACGGAUUUGUCGCCAAUGUCGGUGUUCGGACCAACCACCCAGGGGACGCCAACCGUCGUAUUCAGUACUGCAAAUUACGAUGACAUUGUUCAACCACAUGUGCGGCAAUGGACCGUGCAACAGGUCAGUGAAUGGUUCACAAACAAAGGCCUUUCGCACCUGUUACGAAAACUUUGCGGGGAUAUUGAUGGCAUAGUUCUGUCUCAGUUGGCCUACAUGCGUCAUUGGGCUCCUGAAUACUUUGCCAAAAGCAUACGCUCAGAUUUGGGACUGGGUUUUGUCGAAGCUUUGCGGCUUGUGGAGGCUUUGCAAGAGCUCACGAAACGACGCUAA
Opisthorchis viverrini is the source of this 4497-nucleotide messenger RNA. RefSeq lists its product as hypothetical. NCBI's taxonomy places the organism in Eukaryota, Metazoa, Platyhelminthes, Trematoda, Opisthorchiida, Opisthorchiidae. The record is from RefSeq and is a predicted model, not a curated record. Bases 58 to 4497 code for a protein of 1479 amino acids. The transcript has a single exon.